CAACAACAAGCUUAAAAACACCACCAUCACCCCCGAAACCAACACCAACACCAACGACUCUCUCUUUCUCUCUCUCUCGAAGCUCACAUCCAUGGCGACGUCUGCUUCCCCCUCCCCCACUUCCCCUCUCUCCUCUCUCUUCUUCUUCUGCUUUUGCUGCUUCUUCUUCUCCUCCUCCUUCGUCUCCGGGGCCUACGUGGCCUACAACACGUCGGCGUCGAUCUCCGCCGCGAAGCUCAACGUCCACCUCGUCCCCCACAGCCACGACGACGUGGGUUGGCUCAAAACCGUCGACCAAUACUACGUCGGCUCCAACAACUCCAUCCAAGGGGCUUGCGUUCAGAACGUGUUGGACUCGGUGAUCGAGGCGCUGGUAGCGGAUAAGAAUCGCAAGUUCAUCUACGUGGAGCAGGCUUUCUUCCAGAGGUGGUGGAGGCAGCAGAGCGAUGGGACGAAGGAGGUGGUCAGGGGAUUGAUCCAGUCGGGGCAGCUAGAAUUCAUAAAUGGUGGGAUGUGCAUGCACGAUGAAGCAGCUGUUCACUACGUCGACAUGAUCGACCAGACGACCCUCGGCCACCGAUUCAUCAAGCAGGAGUUUGAUCAGACUCCACGAAUUGGUUGGCAAAUUGAUCCUUUUGGGCAUUCAGCAGCUCAAGCUUACUUGCUUAGUGCAGAGGUUGGGUUUGAUGCCCUUUACUUUUCACGGAUUGAUUACCAAGACCGUGCAAAACGAAUUAAUGAAAAGAGGCUUGAGGUUAUAUGGAGGAGUUCCAAGACUCUUGGCUCAUCCGCGGAUGUAUUUACCGGUAUUUUCCCAAAGAACUAUGAACCUCCUCCAGGUGGUUUUUAUUUUGAGGUUAAUGAUAAUUCACCUGUUAUUCAGGAUGAUGCACUUCUAUUUGAUUACAAUGUUCAAGAACGUGUGAACGAUUUUGUUGCUGCAGCUCUCUCCCAGGCCAACAUCACCAGGACAAAUCACAUUAUGUUUACCAUGGGGACAGAUUUUAAAUAUCAGUAUGCAAACUCAUGGUUUAGACAAUUGGAUAAGUUCAUCCAUUAUGUUAACAAGGAUGGACGAGUUAAUGCCUUGUAUUCAACCCCUUCCAUUUACACUGAUGCGAAGCAUGCUGCAAAUGAAUCUUGGCCUCUCAAGACUGAUGACUUCUUUCCUUAUGCAGAUCAUGCAAAUGCAUAUUGGACUGGGUACUUCACAAGUCGACCUGCCUUGAAAGGCUAUGUAAGAGUAUUGAGUGGUUAUUAUCUUGCGGCACGGCAGUUGGAGUUUCUCACAUCAAGGAAUAAUUCAGGGCCCACAACAGACAGUUUGGCUGAUGCUCUAGCAGUUGCUCAGCAUCAUGAUGCGGUUACCGGAACAGAAAAACAACAUGUGGCAAAUGAUUAUUCAAAGAGGCUCUCAAUAGGGUACACAGAGGCUGAAAAGUUGGUUGGAUCUUCACUUUCUUGCUUGACAGAGUCUGUUUUGAAUUCACAGUGUUCAAACUCUGUAACAAAGUUUGAACAGUGCCCUCUUCUUAAUUUAAGUUAUUGUCCGCCAUCUGAGUCGAAUAUCUCUAAUGGAAAAAGCCUGGUUGUUCUUGUCUACAAUUCUCUCGGGUGGAAAAGGGAGGAUGUAAUUCGAAUACCAGUUGUUGACGAAUCUGUAGUUGUUCAUGAUCAUGAAGGAAAUGAAAUUGAAUCGCAGACUUUAGUAAUAUCUAACGCUUCUUUGAAACUCAGGAAUUCUUAUGUGCAAGCAUACAUGGGGAAAUCACCUAAUACUAUGCCUAAGUUUUGGCUUGCAUUUUCAGUAUCUGUUCCUCCUUUUGGCUUCACCACAUAUCUGGUUUCAACCAAAAAAGAAGCAGGCUCUGAUGUCGUGAAGUCCACUGGAUAUUCGUCUCAAGAAGAUCAAGAUAGUAGUGUUGUAGAGGUGGGAAAAGGAAAUUUGAAGCUUCAGUUUGAUACAGAUGAAGGUUCACAGUUUCAUUAUUUUAAUAGCAGAAAAUUGGUAAACACUUCUAUAAAACAAUCUUAUAUUUACUACUCUGGACAUGAUGGGUCAGGUAGUGAUCCCCAGGCUUCUGGAGCAUAUAUAUUCCGUCCAGAUGGUACAGUACCAAUAACUCCUCCAAGGGAGGUUCCUUUGACAGUUCUGCGAGGGCCCAUACUAGAUGAAGUACAUCAACAGAUAAAUCCAUGGAUAAACCAGGUUACCAGAGUUUACAAGAAAAAGGAACAUAUUGAAGUUGAAUUCAUAGUUGGCCCGGUACCAGUUGAUGAUGAAAUUGGGAAAGAAGUUGCCGUCCAAAUUACAACAACCAUGAUGACCAAUAAAACAUUCUACACUGAUUCAAAUGGGCGUGAUUUUCUUAAAAGGGUGCGGGACUACAGAUCAGAUUGGGAAUUGCAAGUGAACCAGCCUGUUGCUGGAAAUUAUUAUCCUAUUAAUCUUGGAAUUUACAUUCAAGCUAAUAGCACAGAACUGUCAGUACUGGUUGACCGACCUGUAGGGGGAUCCAGUGUAUUGGACGGUCAAGUUGAGUUGAUGCUCCAUAGGAGGUUGCUUUAUGAUGAUGGUCGAGGUGUUGCAGAAAGCCUUGAUGAAGAGGUCUGUGUCAAUGACCAAUGUGCCGGACUAGUGAUUCAAGGUAAGUUUUAUCUUCGAAUUGAUCCAUUGGGGGAGGGAGCUAAAUGGCGUCGGUCCACCGGACAGGAGAUAUAUUCUCCUCUUCUUCUAGCAUUUUCUGAAAAGGAUGCUGGAGUGAAUUGGGCAAAUUCCCACAGGCCAACAUUCUCAAUGGCAGAUCCCUCCUAUAGUUUGCCAGAUAAUGUGGCAUUAAUUACUCUCCAGGCACUAGAAGAUGGGAGUACUCUUCUUCGAUUGGCACACCUUUAUGAGGUUGGUGAGGACAAAGAUCUCUCCGUGAUGGCACGAGUGGACCUCGAGAAAUUAUUCAGUGGAAGAAAGAUCAGCAAAAUCACGGAAACGAACUUAAGUGCAAAUCAAGAGAGGGUUGAAAUGGAGAAGAAGAGACUAAAAUGGCAAGUUGAAGGCUCUACGAGGUCGGCAGGCCCAGUUAGGGGAGGGGCCGUUGAUGUUUCUGAGUUGGUGGUUGAGCUGGGUCCGAUGGAAAUCCGCACUUUUAUUAUAUAUUUUGACUAUAUGUUCCUCGCAUAAUCAUAUAUACUCUCUCUCUCUCUCUUUGAGAUGACAUAUGUUUAUUUCCCAGACUACAAAUCUUAAAGAUGUUUGUGUGUUUAUAUCUGCAUAAAAGGUUUAUGUUUUUCGUUUCACCUUCUAA
Molecule: messenger RNA, 3302 nt
Organism: Ananas comosus (pineapple)
Lineage: Eukaryota; Viridiplantae; Streptophyta; Magnoliopsida; Poales; Bromeliaceae
Product: probable alpha-mannosidase At5g13980
Exons: 29
Coding region: 92-3178 (1028 amino acids)
Biological process (GO): mannose metabolic process
Molecular function (GO): alpha-mannosidase activity; carbohydrate binding
Source: RefSeq, a predicted model, not a curated record